This is a messenger RNA of Emericellopsis atlantica, 1701 nucleotides long. RefSeq names its product major facilitator superfamily domain-containing protein. Gene Ontology annotation, cellular component: fungal-type vacuole membrane. Gene Ontology annotation, molecular function: basic amino acid transmembrane transporter activity. Lineage: Eukaryota; Fungi; Ascomycota; Sordariomycetes; Hypocreales; Bionectriaceae. Gene Ontology annotation, biological process: basic amino acid transport; transmembrane transport. Bases 1 to 1701 code for a protein of 566 amino acids. The transcript has 2 exons. The record is from RefSeq and is a predicted model, not a curated record.
AUGGCAGAUACACCCCAGAGCUCCUCCUCGCAAGCCGCCAACAACAGCGCGGCCUCAACCGAGAGAUCGCCACUGUUGAAGCCAGGCAAUGGGAGCGAGGCAGCUCAGCAGAAUGGCGGUGCUCCAGACGAGGAAAGGGUUGUCCUCGCCGAAGAAGUGUCUUUCACGCGAAUUGCCUUGAUCAUGGGCACGACUUGGGUCGGCGUCUUCCUGGGCGCGACAGAUUCCACCAUCAUCGCCACCUUAUCAGCGCCCAUCUCCAGCGAGUUCAAGUCGUUGAGCUUGCUGUCCUGGCUCGCCACAGCCUAUUUCAUCGCCAAUGCCGCUUGUCAGCCCAUUUCAGGACGUUUGACGGACAUCUUUGGCAGAGGGCCGGGCUUGGUGGCGAGCAAUCUGCUUUUCGCCGCGGGUAAUCUCAUGUGCGGCCUUGCCAAAGACCAAUACACCAUGAUCAUUGGACGUGUGAUUGCUGGCAUGGGAGGAGGCGGCCUCAUGAGUAUCUCGACAUUUAUCGGAUCAGACCUGAUUCCUCUGCGACAGAGGGGUGUUGUCCAGGGCAUUGGCAACAUCUGCUACGGGUCGGGCGCGAUGAUGGGCGGUAUCUUUGGCGGUCUGAUCAACGACCACACCAAGAUGGGCUGGCGGCUGGCGUUCUUGAUCCAAGUGCCACCCGUACUCUUGUCUGCGGUCGCCGUUUUCUUUCUGGUCAAGGUGCCCCCAAAACAGUCCGACAAGUCGUACCUCGCACGCAUCGAUUUCCUGGGGGUCUUCUUGACCGUCUCGUUCCUCGUGCUGCUAUUGCUGGGGCUCAACUCCGGAGGCAACUUGGUGCCGUGGAUACACCCUCUCACCCUGACCACCAUUCCAUUGGCCUUCAUCACGUUUGGGGGGUUCCUGUGGUGGGAGAGUAAGGCUCGCCAGCCCAUCAUCCCGGUUCGGCUGCUUGCGACCCGAACGAUUCUAGCAGCUUGUCUCUGCAACCUGCUCUGCACCAUGGUCACCAUGACGGGGAUAUUUUACGUCCCUCUGUUCUUGCAAGUUCUCGGCGCGUCUGCCACAGAUGCUGGUCUCCAGAUCUUGCCUUCACCGGUAGGCGUGUCCAUCGGCUCUGUAGCUGCUGGGUUUGUCAUGAAACAGACAGGUCGAUACUUGCGGCUGGGUAUUGCGAGCGUUCUCCUCAUGGUUGUUGGUGUCGUCAUGUUCACCUUCCAGAACGAGACGAGCCCGAAAUGGCUCACUCUAGUGGCCUUCUUUUCCAUUGGCAGCGGCUAUGGCGCCAUGCUCACCACAACUCUCCUCGCCUGUAUCGCCGCUGUUGACCAUUCGCAACAGGCCGUGAUCACAUCGGCGACCUAUCUUGCUCGCAGUUUAGGCAGUACCAUAGGCGUGACGGUUGGCUCGGCCAUCUAUCAGAAUAUCCUCAAGGCCAGGCUCUGGGAACGCUUCGGCGAUUACCCGAACGCUGAGGAGAUCAUCCGCCGGGUGCGAAACGAUUUGUCGGAACUCAAGCACCUCCCCAAGGGCUGGCACGACGGUGUCAUCACGUCUUUUGUGGAAGCCUUUCGCGGCGUCUGGUUCACGUUGCUUGGGCUCGUCCUGCUCGCCCUCGUUUGUGUUUCGUUACUGAAGCAGCACACGCUGCAUUCGACACUGACAAGAGAAGAUGGCGCUCAAGAGGACGAGCGCGAAGAACCAACGUAG